This is a messenger RNA of Salmo salar (Atlantic salmon), 573 nucleotides long. RefSeq lists its product as uncharacterized. NCBI's taxonomy places the organism in Eukaryota, Metazoa, Chordata, Actinopteri, Salmoniformes, Salmonidae. The record is from RefSeq and is a predicted model, not a curated record.
AUGAAGAUGAUGAUGAGGAGGGCUGUAGCCCUGCUGUCCCUGCUCUCUCUGUGUGUCUCUCAGAAGUGGAAGCAGGAGACAUCAGAGUGGGAAAGAGCAGAUAAAAGCCAGACGAAGAUCUGUUCCAACCUGACCCAGGUGCUGGACAACUGGAAGUAUGCCAUCAUGAACCAAGUGAAGGACCUGCUGAUCAACGAUCACGCCUCUGUCCUGCCAGAAUACGUCAGAAUUCAGCCCCUGUCUGAGGCCCUGGGCGAUCUCUACAAACAGUUCAACUCUCUAAAGGAUGAGCUGGGAAGGCUCAGCUCCAAGUUCGACAGGGUGGAGGGCUUCGUAGAUGACCUGCAGGCUGGGAAACUCCCCCGGCCCCCUGUGUGGACCCCUCCUCAACGCCCCGUACGGAGGGUCGCUCCCCGGCCUCCGCUGAGAGCAGAGAUGAAGGCACCGUUUGGAGGAGAGGUGAGGGCACCACCAAGGGCACAGAUAAGGGUACAGAUGAGGACUCCAGACCGGGAAAACGACACGGGUUCAGGAUCCACAGGGACUAGAGGAAGGAGGAUCCCUAGGCCUUAG